GCUUCUCUCACUUCUCUUUUGCAGUUUUAUCCACUUUGGAGCCUCGACCAUGGCAAGUCCUUCGCUUCUGCAGUCUUCUGCUUCCUCCUUUCACUGCCGUUUUCCCUCGUUAGCGGUUACAUCCUCCGUACCCCCGCCGCUGAGAAACUUGUUGAAAGUCUCGGCGUCGGGAACAGUGCUGGUGGAGAAAUCUGAGGCUGAGAAAGUCCAGCGCCUCAAAACCGCGUACCUCGAGAGAAUCAUCCCCGCGCUCAAAGAUGAGUUCAAGUACAUUAACAUUCACCAGGUUCCAAAGGUUCAGAAGAUUGUGGUGAACUGUGGUAUAGGAGAUGCAGCGCAGAACGACAAAGGUUUGGAGGCGGCAAUGAAAGAUAUAGCGCUUAUCACAGGGCAGAAGCCUGUCAAGACGAGAGCUAGAGCUUCCAUUGCCACUUUCAAGAUUAGGGAAGAUCAACCUCUUGGCAUUGCCGUCACUCUCCGAGGAGACGUGAUGUACUCGUUCUUGGAUCGACUUAUUAAUCUAGCACUUCCGAGAACACGAGAUUUCCAAGGUGUGAGUCCCAGUAGCUUUGAUGGCAACGGCAACUACAGUAUUGGUGUCAAAGACCAAAGUGUCUUCCCUGAAAUCAGAUUUGAUGCGAUUGGGAAGGCAAGAGGAAUGGAUGUAUGCAUCAGCACAACGGCCAAAACAGAUCAAGAAGGACAGAAGCUAUUGGCUCUGAUGGGAAUGCCUUUCAGGGAAGGAAGCAGCGCCAACACAGGGGCGCCAGUGAGGAAGAAGAAACUAAAGUCUCAUCAUUUUGAUGCUAAAGGCAAAGGCAAAGGAAAGAGAUGAAUGAAGAGAUUCUCAAUUUGUUUGUAUUCUCUUCAUCAUCUAUUAUUAUGUAAUGCUUUUUGUUAAAUCUGAUAUAAUAAUCCAAAUUUGGAUGAGUCCUUUAAUUGGGUUAAAAACAUGGUAAGAGUAAAACACAUUAAGGGCUUUGUCUAAUU
This is a messenger RNA of Brassica oleracea var. oleracea, 990 nucleotides long. RefSeq names its product 50S ribosomal protein L5, chloroplastic. Gene Ontology annotation, molecular function: structural constituent of ribosome; RNA binding. The record is from RefSeq and is a predicted model, not a curated record. The transcript is spliced from 4 exons. Bases 50 to 835 code for a protein of 261 amino acids. Gene Ontology annotation, biological process: translation. Gene Ontology annotation, cellular component: cytosolic large ribosomal subunit; ribosome. Lineage: Eukaryota; Viridiplantae; Streptophyta; Magnoliopsida; Brassicales; Brassicaceae.